UUUCUCUAAUCCAACGGCUCAAAUUCUCCCAUAAUAAUAUCUUUCGCUAAUGCUCUAUUAUCGUGUCUCUAUCUCUACGAAUUUUUGCAGAUAAAAAACGCUAACUAAAACGAACAUAUAAAUCAUCUAUUUUUAAUUUAUAUUUUGAAAAAAAGAUUAUUCCUGAUUUUUUUAGGUUUCCGGCAAUGUUAUCUACUGAAUUUCUACGACCGGCGACGAUAACAUUCCACGGUAAAUUCAGCACAAAUUCUUACUCUAAUCUUCUUUAUCUACAUGGAUUAAACUUCAAAGCCAUUCGGUUUAGGGUUUUGCAACAAAAAACGAACCGUUUCUUCCCCAAUUCUAUCACUUCCACCCUAAAGAACGUCGCCGUUGUGGGAAACCACGAGAGAUUAAAUCUUUACGGAAGAGGUAAAUUAAGGUUCAAAGAGAGCAAAAUUUUGGCUAAUUGUACGGACAGCAGCGAUUCGAAGGCGAGCUCCGGCGAGAAAAAUGAAAGCGAAGGUGGGCAAGGAGUGACGCAGAAACAGAGUCCGUCAAAUUCGGGGGGUUCGACCAAUCAGAGAGGAGAAAAGGGUGGAAGAAGCGGGUUGUGGAGGUCCAAAGGAAAGAAAUGGCAGUGGCAACCGAUAGUUCAAGCUCAAGAAAUUGGUGUUUUGCUUUUACAGUUGGGUGUUGUUAUGUUCGUUAUGCGACUGCUCCGACCCGGGAUUCCGUUGCCCGGGUCCGAGCCUAGGAUCCCGACGACUUUUGUCAGCGUUCCUUACAGCGAGUUUUUGAAUAAGAUUAAUAGUAAUCAGGUUCAAAAGGUGGAGGUUGAUGGAGUUCAUGUAAUGUUCAAACUGAAGAACGAAGGGAGCGUUCAAGAGAGUGAAAUUGGUAAGUUUCAGGAGUCGGAGUCCUUGUUGAGGAGUGUGGCGCCUACAAAGCGAAUUGUAUAUACAACAACUCGGCCUAGUGAUAUUAAGACUCCAUAUGAGAAGAUGCUGGAAAACGAUGUGGAGUUCGGGUCUCCCGAUAAGCGAUCUGGUGGAUUCUUCAACUCUGCAUUGAUAGCUUUGUUCUAUGUUGCUGGUCUUGCGGGACUUCUCCAUCGGUUCCCUGUGAAUUUUUCUCAGCAUACAGCUGGUCAGAUUAGGAAUCGCAAGACAAGGAGUUCUGGGGGUUCAAAAGCCUCUGAACAAGGUGAAACAAUAACUUUCGCUGAUGUGGCUGGUGUUGAUGAGGCAAAGGAGGAACUUGAAGAAAUUGUGGAAUUUCUUAGGAAUCCAGACAGGUAUAUACGGCUUGGUGCUCGUCCUCCACGAGGAGUUCUCCUGGUGGGUCUUCCUGGGACAGGCAAGACUCUUCUAGCAAAAGCUGUGGCUGGUGAGGCAGAAGUUCCAUUCAUAAGUUGUUCUGCAAGUGAGUUUGUAGAGUUGUAUGUUGGCAUGGGUGCAUCACGAGUUAGAGAUCUCUUUGCACGAGCUAAGAAGGAGGCACCAUCAAUAAUUUUUAUUGAUGAGAUAGAUGCCGUGGCUAAAAGUCGCGAUGGUAAAUUUCGCAUUGUUAGCAAUGACGAACGGGAGCAAACUUUGAACCAAUUACUCACUGAGAUGGAUGGAUUUGACAGCAAUUCCGCUGUGAUUGUUCUUGGAGCUACAAACCGUUCUGAUGUCUUGGAUCCUGCCCUUCGUCGACCAGGGAGAUUUGAUCGUAUUGUUAUGGUAGAGACUCCUGACAGGAUUGGAAGAGAAGCUAUUAUAAAAGUGCAUGCCUCCAAGAAGGAACUUCCCCUUGGAGAUGAUGUUGAUCUUGGUGACAUUGCCUCUAUGACUACUGGUUUUACUGGGGCUGAUCUUGCAAAUCUGGUAAAUGAAGCAGCCUUACUCGCUGGAAGAAAUAAUAAAGUUGUUGUAGAGAGGAUUGAUUUCAUUCAGGCAGUAGAACGAUCAAUAGCUGGCAUAGAGAAGAAAACUGCCAAAUUGAAGGGAUGUGAGAAGGCUGUGGUUGCAAGGCAUGAAGCUGGCCAUGCAGUAGUAGGUACAGCUGUUGCAAACCUUCUUCAUGGACAGCCACGUGUUGAGAAACUGAGCAUACUGCCAAGAUCUGGAGGAGCAUUGGGCUUUACUUAUAUUCCUCCUACCAAUGAGGACAGAUAUUUACUCUUCAUUGAUGAGUUACGUGGCCGUUUGGUUACUCUUCUUGGUGGACGUGCUGCAGAGGAAGUUAUCUAUUCAGGUCGUGUUUCUACUGGUGCACUUGAUGAUAUUAGGCGGGCGACAGACAUGGCAUUCAAGGCAGUAGCUGAAUAUGGUCUUAAUCAGACUAUAGGGCCUCUCUCUUUAGCUACGGUUUCUGGUGGAGGCAUGGAUGAAUCCGGGGGUGGAGUUCCUUGGGGACGAGAUCAGGGACAUCUAGUUGAUCUUGUCCAAGGAGAGGUGAAGGCAUUACUACAGUCUGCCCAUGAAGUAGCCCUUUCUGUUGUACGUGCUAAUCCAACUGUUUUGGAAGGGCUUGGUGCUCACCUGGAAGAUAACAUUCACACUCUUCAAACGGGUUAAUUUUUGUUGUGAAGUCAAUAUUCUGCAUCUUUAAAAAGGGGAAAGGAGAUCACUCUUUACUUCAUACUAUGGUCUAAUGCUUCGCUUUAUUCAGAAAAUGAGAAAGUAGAAGGUGAAGAGCUACAAAAAUGGUUGAAAUUGGUUGUUGCACCAAAGGAACUAAUCAUCUUCGUUGAAGGCAAGCAAGAGUCUCUUCUGCCGGUUCAAGCGGGCUCUGGAUAAGUGUUUUGCUCAUUGCUUGUCAACAUUGAGCAUUGCAUUGAACCAACCGACUAUAUCUUUCUUUGCACCUUGUCAAUGACCAUGCUGUGGCUACCGGCAUCAAAGCUCCCUUGCGCUUUUUUUUUUUGCAUAUUUCAGCAAGGUGAGUCCUGGCUUUAGUAUUAACACUACGAAGUCUUCUCAUUAUUUUAUUCUCACUACACUUACCAGAGGAAACAUAGAGAAGGAAAUGGUGAAGCUGAAUAUUUAUUUCCCGAAAAAUCCUUCAAGCUUGUCUUCCCGUUCUUGAUAUUAUGGUGAUAAGUUCAGGUUGGUCUCCGUCUGUUCUGUUGUACAUUGGCUAUUAUUUUUAUCAGUCAUAACGGGUGGAGUUUUAACAGUAAUUGAGUUGUACACAUAAUUAUUAUGUGAAAUAUAAUAUAAGAUUAUUGCACAUAAUAAUGUUGGGUUAAAAAAUGUGUCUUCAGAAGAACAUUGUACAUAUAGUAUGCUGUAGAAAAUACAUGCUGUUAAUAAUAGUUUCCCAAAAUGGAACUAAA
This is a messenger RNA of Gossypium arboreum, 3304 nucleotides long. Its product is annotated as ATP-dependent zinc metalloprotease FTSH 7, chloroplastic-like. The record is from RefSeq and is a predicted model, not a curated record. The transcript has 13 exons. NCBI's taxonomy places the organism in Eukaryota, Viridiplantae, Streptophyta, Magnoliopsida, Malvales, Malvaceae. Gene Ontology annotation, biological process: proteolysis. Gene Ontology annotation, molecular function: zinc ion binding; ATP hydrolysis activity; metalloendopeptidase activity. Gene Ontology annotation, cellular component: membrane; chloroplast thylakoid. The coding region runs from base 186 to 2543 and encodes 785 amino acids.